AUGAUUUUCUUGCAACGACUCAGAAAGCUCAGGCUAAUCAAACUCGCAUAUUUCGAAACCCUGACAUAUUUGAACACACCCACGGCGUUGUCCUGGGAGCAUAGCAUCACAUCCGUGCUUCGACAACUCAGGGGCCGUCAGAUCGAGAAAAUGGCGGAUAACAGAAAGAGUGACAACCCUCUCGAGAGAGAGUUGGAUUUCGAAGAUGCUAUCGUCGCAGCGGGAGACACAGCCAAGAACACACGAAACACGCCCAAUGCAGACGCAAGAAAGAAAGCUGAGGAAGCUGAGGCCGAGGCGGCCAGAAAGAAAGCUGCAGAAGACAGGCAGGUGCAGAUGAAGGAAGCGAUGAUCAGAGCCGGGAAAGAGAGCAGAGGCAAACGUUACCCCGACGAGAAUCAGAAGUAUGCUGGAAAGUAGCUGGCCAGUGUUUCGAUAACGGACACGAAUGGAGCACUGAGGAAAAAAGGCUUCGGAAGCACUUGGCCGGUAUUCAGAGAUGGGCAACCGACGUGAGUGAAGUGCUGGG
Molecule: messenger RNA, 529 nt
Organism: Microdochium trichocladiopsis
Lineage: Eukaryota; Fungi; Ascomycota; Sordariomycetes; Xylariales; Microdochiaceae
Exons: 2
Coding region: 1-420 (139 amino acids)
Source: RefSeq, a predicted model, not a curated record